Molecule: messenger RNA, 1704 nt
Organism: Jaminaea rosea
Lineage: Eukaryota; Fungi; Basidiomycota; Exobasidiomycetes; Microstromatales
Exons: 2
Coding region: 1-1704 (567 amino acids)
Molecular function (GO): iron-sulfur cluster binding
Source: RefSeq, a predicted model, not a curated record
AUGGCAAUGCAAAGCUCAUCGGUAACACCAUCGUCACUUCGCGCCAUCUCAUCAUUAGCACAACCACCUGCCAGCCUCUCGCCACCACAAUGUCGCCCUCCUCUGCCUCCACGGCGGCGUCAGCUCAGCACCUCAUGCGCUUCCCGCAAUCAAGCCCAUCCUUCUGCCUCCUCAUCCUCUCUGGCUCAGAAGUACAAUACAGGCACCUACGACCCACUACCGGCUCUCGACGCUUCAGGACAAAUUCCUCACGCUCCGUACGACCAAUCCCCCCUCGCCCUCUCAUCCCCCGAGUACCCAAAGGGCCAUAUCGUCCUUCACCCUUAUACCCAACCGCGGCCACAGGAUACCUGGCCGGCCAGCAUAGAUGCCGUCUGCCCCCUCUACGUCGAGCUGGGCAAGCGAAUUAAGUCAGAUCUCGAAGGGUGGGGCCUCAGCUUUUCUGAGGGGGACGCGAGAGCUACAGAGGCAUACAGUCGGAGGCAGGCGGGCAAGGAGCUGGAACUGCGGUUCCCUGCUUGGGAUUCUCUGACGUCAAAGCUGGAGAGGCCCACACCUGGACACGAGACUGAGCAAGAGGAGUUCCUCCUCCACCUCUACACGGGGAAUGGCAAGCAUGCAGUGCUGGGCCCGUACUCGCUUCGCACCCUUCCCUCCUCCCCCGGUCGACUGGCUGCGGCUGUAGAGAGCGCUUUGGAGACGGCGCCCCUUCCAUCAGCCCGAUAUGGCCCUAAGAACGGAGUUGCAGAGGAAGCGCACAUCUACAUCUGCACGCAUGGCAGUCGUGACUGCCGGUGCGGUGUUGUGGGAGGAGAGCUCCUCCUCUCCUUGCAAGCCGCAGUGCGCAAGCAUCAACUUACCACUCUCCAGGCCUCCUCACCCGGCUCACCACCCCCGAAGCGAGUGAAGGUCUACCCAAUCAGCCACAUAGGCGGACACAAAUUCGCAGGAAACGCCCUCGUCUACCCGCAUGGCGAUUGGUACGGAAACCUGCGCCCUUCUGAUUCGCCCUUAUUACUCAGGGCGGCUCUGGCGCCGAGCACGAGCAGGCAUGACUUGACUGAUCAGAGAGAGAGGCUGGUACAUUGGCCACGCUGGAGGGGCAGGAUUGGAGUUGGGAAGGAGAGGAUGCAGAAGGUCUGGGAUGAGUGGGGAGGUGGGAGCGUGCAGAGCGCCAUCGUUACGCCGGCGAGACGGGGGGCUAGGAGGGGGCCGCCAGCCACAUCUUCGCCGCCACCGCCACCGCCACCUGCAGUGGAGGAGCAGCCUGCUCCCACUCCUGCUGCCGCGGACCCCAUCAUGAUCCCCUUCCGCAACCACUCUGGUACGGUCACCCUUCUGAGCGCCAACCUAGGCGAAACGCUUAAAGACGUGGCUAGGCGACACAACGUCGAGGAGAUCGAGGCGACGUGCGACGGGAAGUGCGAGUGUGCGACUUGCCACGCGUAUCUCGUUCAACCAGCCGCGGCAACGACAGCGACGACGAAGGAGGGAGAAGAGCUGAGCGAGGUGGACCUUAAUGACGAGAAGAGCGUACCGGGGAAGGAGUUGAUGCCUGAGCCGAGCGAUGAAGAGAUGGACAUGCUCGACUACGCCAUCUCUCGCAAGCCUUCUUCGCGGUUGACCUGCCAGGUCAAGGUUACCCUGGAGUUGGUGGAUUGGGUCAGGACAAAGGGAGGGAGAGUGCAGCUGAGCCGGUACUGA